AUGGCAAUUUACUUCACUCGGCGUUUGUUAAACUGGACGAUACGCUCAUUGCUGGUGUAUAUGCAGCUCCAGGAGUUACUGAUGACUGCAUUCGUCACUUCUUAUCCAGGAUCUGCACUGAAUCUGGACGAAUACUUGUCAUGGGGGACUUCAAUCGUAAUGUUAGCGGCAAUUACAACGGCGCCUUUAAGGAAAUGGUACAGCACUUCGGCUUAA
Gongylonema pulchrum is the source of this 216-nucleotide messenger RNA. Lineage: Eukaryota; Metazoa; Nematoda; Chromadorea; Rhabditida; Gongylonematidae. The record is from the annotation of a GenBank genome assembly.